AUUUUUGUGUUGCUGUGUCUCGGGUUUAAUUUUUGAGCAAGAUAAGGCCUAUCAUUAUUGUUUUAUCCGUGGAUAUUCAAACAUCAGGAAGUAGCUUGGCCUCAAGACAUGUUAUCUGCAUAUAGCACAGCUCUUCUUUUUACAACAUGGAAUAUAGGUGUAUUCGGUAGCAGGUGCUAUUCCGGUUAUAACUGGGCCGGUUGGGGAACAUGCUCACAUAGUUGUGGGGGAGGCUUCAAAGUGCGUCACUGUUACUAUGACAACACCUACGAGAACGAGAGAUGUGGAACUAGAUGCUUGAAUGGGGGAGAGUUUUAUGGCGGGAAAUGUCACUGCGUGCCCGGGACAGUGGGAAGAUGUUGCGACGAUAUCAAGGAAUGUGACAGUAACCCGUGCAAAAAUGGCGGUGUUUGUGUUGAAGGGAUUAACCAUUAUACGUGUAACUGUCCGGCAGGCACCACUGGUCCAAACUGCGAUGAUAUUCUAGAAUGUGCAAGCAACCCUUGUAAAAAUGGAGGCACGUGUCACGAGCACAUCAACUAUUACACGUGUGAUUGUGUAGUCGGAACAACAGGACCUAACUGUGACGAUAUCCUUGAGUGUCAGAGCAAUCCUUGUUUGAAUGGCGGGACUUGUAUUGAGCACAUCAACGGGUACUCGUGCCAGUGUCUUCAAGGAACCACUGGCUACAAUUGCGUCGAUAUCCCUGAGUGUAUAAGUAAUCCGUGCCAGAAUGGAGGCACGUGCGUCGAGAUGAUAAACAUGUACAAAUGUAAUUGUCCCCCAGCAUAUAUAGGUGUAAACUGCGAAAAAUAUUUACUUGCACUACAUGACAGUGUAUGUCGUACCGGAAGUAGGCCAAGUUGUUACAUUGUCUUUCGUACCAAAGAUACCUGGCAAGGGGCAGAGGAGUUCUGUGAAGCAAGGAAUGGGCAUCUAGUUAUACCAGAAGAUACAGAAGAAGCUCUCUAUAUUGAGAACUAUCUGGAAUCUAUGAGAGUUCGGUAUCCAGAGGCAUUGUUUUGGCUUGGAGGAAAGAAGUCGGGAAGAAGCCCUCCAUACUGGGUACAUGGCGAACAAGUGACUGCUUACAGGUGGCCUGUGGGAGUAUCUGACAAUCUACCAGGAACUCAGUGUCUAACUAUGGACGGAAGAUACAACUUUGAAUGGCAGGGUUUCCCAUGUGACAGACCCACAUAUUUUUUGUGUGAAGAAAAGGUUCCAUUUCAGCUGAAUCACACCGGUCCAGUGGUUGGUUAGAAGAAAAUAUAUCAAAGACACUAUAUUUAAAAUUAUAUAUAGAUUUAUUGAAUGAUGAUUGUUUUUCUUAAAAAAUAUAUAACAACAUUUUAAAGUAUCACCAUGAAAAGGAAUGCAUACAAAAUAUGCAAAUGUUUAUAAUACAAAUCUAUGGACUAAUCCUUUUGUUGGAAAUGACAAGCAUAUAAGGUCAUACUUCGUUAGCUUGAACUCGACAAGCAAAAUUUGUGAGUUGUCAGAAGUUCGAGCCAUCAAUCAAAAUAAGUUACACAGGAAUUUUGCGGGGACCUGAUGACGAGUUUGAGCAUAGGGUGGUGUAUGAAUUUUCCAAGUUCGAGCUAAUGAAGUUUGACUGAAUGUGAUUUUAAAACACAAGUGGAUUCCCCAGAACUUUUUAUGGUUAGUCUGAUGUUACUUUUAUAUGUUUUAUAUAAAAUAAAAGAGACACCUAUUUUCCUUCCUCUGAAAA
Messenger RNA from Mercenaria mercenaria, 1729 nucleotides. Its product is annotated as fibropellin-1-like. The record is from RefSeq and is a predicted model, not a curated record. Lineage: Eukaryota; Metazoa; Mollusca; Bivalvia; Venerida; Veneridae. Gene Ontology annotation, cellular component: cell surface; signaling receptor complex; plasma membrane. Gene Ontology annotation, molecular function: calcium ion binding. The coding region runs from base 109 to 1260 and encodes 383 amino acids. Gene Ontology annotation, biological process: Notch signaling pathway; axon guidance. The transcript is spliced from 12 exons.